Messenger RNA from Fopius arisanus, 4116 nucleotides. Its product is annotated as indole-3-acetaldehyde oxidase-like. The record is from RefSeq and is a predicted model, not a curated record. NCBI's taxonomy places the organism in Eukaryota, Metazoa, Arthropoda, Insecta, Hymenoptera, Braconidae. The coding region runs from base 44 to 3853 and encodes 1269 amino acids. Gene Ontology annotation, molecular function: 2 iron, 2 sulfur cluster binding; oxidoreductase activity; FAD binding. The transcript has 24 exons.
UAAAAAAAUAAAAGACAUUUUCAACUCAGAGGAUUCAGUGAGGAUGAGUGAAAAUUCAUACACAUACGUGGGUGGAACACCCAAAAAUACCGUGCAAUUUACGAUUAACGGAGUUCUCCACACCAUCAAUGAGGACAUCCACCCGGCGACGUCUCUCAACGUAUUCAUAAGGGAUAAUGCUCUUCUCCGGGGUACAAAGGCAAUGUGCCACGAGGGUGGCUGUGGGGCUUGCAUUGUGGCUGCCGAAAUUCACGGAGAAACUCUAGCCGUUAAUUCCUGCCUCGUUCCCGUUCUCAUUUGCAAUGGUUGGAGAAUCAAGACUGUCGAGGGGAUAGGGAAUAAGAAGAUGGGGUACCACAAGAUUCAGUCGACCCUCGCUGGAAUGAACGGCUCUCAGUGCGGCUAUUGCUCUGCUGGAAUGGUCAUGAACAUGUACAGUUUAAUCCAGGGUAAGAAGAACACAAUGAAGGAGAUCGAGAAUUCCUUUGGUAGCAAUAUUUGUCGUUGCACUGGGUAUCGUCCCAUCCUGGAGGCUUUCAAGAGUCUAGCCAGCGAUGCCGAGACUUCGAUGCUCCAGAGUGUCCAGGACAUUGAGGAUCUGUACACCUCGAAGAAAUGCCCCAGGUCGGGGGAGCCAUGUAGAGCCAUGUGCCAAGACCUCGAGGAAUUGACGAUUAUUGAGGAAAUUCACAUGGUGCUUGGUAACAUCAAGUUUCAUAAAGUACUCGACUUGGAUAAUUUGUUUGCAGUAUUCACGAAUAAUCCCCAUGCAACAUAUGUUCUCAAUGGUGGCAACACAGCACACGGUGUUUAUCGGUUGGAAAAGCCAGAAAUCUACAUAGACUUGAAUGACAUCAGUGAUCUGCGCAGAGUCGAAAAAACCGCGGAGAAUCUAAUUUUCGGUGGCAAUGUUACCCUGUCGACAGUGAAAAAUACAUUCAUUGAAUUCUGCGAGGAGUCUGGCUUCCAUCAUCUUCGUCAAAUGGCAGAUCACGUGGAUCUCAUUGCCAGUGUACCAGUGCGCAAUACAGGUACCAUUGCUGGGAAUCUGAUGAUAAAACACCAACACAAGGAGUUCCCUUCGGAUCUCUUCCUCAUAUUCGAAACAGCUGGCGCGGAAAUACACAUUCUUGAAUCACCCGGACAGAAGCGAGUUGUUAACUUCAUGGACUUUCUCAAUACCGAUAUGAAUCAUAAAAUCAUCUACAGCGUAUUGCUCCCAGCACUGAGUGCCGAUCAUAUUUACAGAUCGUACAAGAUAAUGCCAAGAGCCCAGAAUGCACAUGCCCUCGUGAAUGCUGGAUUUCUCUUCAAGUUGGAUGCAGCUGGAAUGGUGCUGGAAAAGCCUAACAUAAUUCUUGGUGGAGUCAGACCUGAUUUUCUGCACGCUAAUAAAACCGAAGAUUACCUCACCGGUAAAUCCGUAUUAGACAAGAAUAUUUUCAAGGAAGCCAUAGAAAUCUUCACUUCGGAAGUCAUUCCUGAUCAUGUUCUACCGGAUUAUUCUCCAGAGUUCAGGAUGACUCUUGCGCAGGGAUUGUUCUACAAGUUUGUCCUGAGCCUGAGGCCCGAAAAUAUUGAUGAGAAAUUACGCAGCGGAGGUACAAUGCUGAAGCGUGGGCUCUCAUCAGGAAAAUGCGAUUAUGAAACAGACGAGAGUCUCUGGCCGUACAACAAACCAAUCCCUAAGAUUGAAUCAAUCUAUCAGACUUCCGGUGAGGCACAGUACGUCAACGACAUUCCACCCCAACCGCAUCAAGUAUUUUGUGCAUUUGUAGUAAGUCAAGUCCACAGUGGCACCAUCGCCAGCAUCGACACCACUGCAGCACUGGAAAUUGAAGGUGUUGUAGCAUUUCUAUCAGCAAAAGAUAUACCAGGAAAAAAUCGCAGUAUUGAUUCAGCAAAUCAGUCUUUCAUAGCCCCAAAUGACGAAUUGCUUCUGGUUGAAGACGUUGUGACCUCCGUUGGUCAACCAAUCGGUAUAAUUUGUGCUGAUACUCAGCUUCUCGCUCAUGAAGCUGCGCAAAAGGUCAAAGUCCAUUACACAGAUGUACCUAAUGAAAAGCCGAUCCUGACAAAUCAAGAUGCCAUUGAUCGUGGUGAUAAGGAGAGGAUCAAAGAAUGCGUUAAUAUUCCGGCGACGAGAAAAGGUGAUAGUCCCAUUCACCAAGUAAUCAAGGGAACAUUCAAUUGUGGAACUCAAUAUCACUUUACGAUGGAGCCGCAAUCCUGCGUCUGCAUCCCAACGGAGGAUGGCAUUGAUGUCUAUCCAGCGACCCAAUACAUCGAUCUAGUGCACCUAUCGAUAGCUUCCUGUCUGGCCAUUCCAAAUAAUAAAAUUAACGUACGUGUCAGACGACUGGGUGGAUCCUACGGUGCAAAACUAGUAAGGAACAUCUCCGUAUGCUGUGCUUGUGCUGUUGCAGCACAGGUUCUGAACCGUCCGGCACGUUUCAUCAUGACCAUCGAGAGUAACAUGACAACAAUAGGAAAAAGAUUUCCAGUCAAGCAUGAUUACGAGAUCGGUGUUGAUGCCGAUGGUGUUAUCCAGUACUUGAAUCAGAAAACAUGGCACAAUACUGGUUGCUCAUUCAAUGAUCCCAUUGCAUUUCAGAGUGUGGCACAUGCUUAUUCGUGCUACGAUAAAUCGGUGUGGAAUUCUGUAGCUCACGAGGUACGAACUGAUAUUCCAUCAAAUACGUAUGCGAGAGCACCAGGUUCUACCGAAGGAAUUGCAAUGGCGGAAAAUAUGAUGGAGCACAUAGCUCACACACUGGGAAAGGAUGCCUUGGACGUGCGUCUGAAUAAUAUGUUGCCAGAGCACAAAACUGAGUUGAAUAAAAUGAUAAAUGAUAUCAAAGCAACAUCGGACUACCACACACGCGUCGAAGCUGUCAAUCUCUUCAAUAAGGAGAAUCGAUGGAAGAAGCGAGGAAUUAAUUUAACAGCUAUAAUGUAUCCACACGCAAUGUACGGCCACUGGAAUGCUCUUAUGACAGUUUACCCAAUGGAUGGUACUGUAGCGAUUCUUCAUGGGGGAAUUGAUGUGGGUCAGGGAAUCAACACUAAGAUAACGCAAGUUGUUGCUUAUACCCUGGGGAUCGAUGUCGACAUGAUUAAUGUUAAGGCGACAGACAAUUUUGCUGCACCCAGUAAUUGCACUAGUGGUGGCAGUAUGACUUGUGAAUGUGCAGCAACUGCUGCAAUAGCAGCUUGUCAACAACUUCUCACGCGUCUACAACCGGUGCGAGAAAAAUUGGGGAAUCCCACGUGGGAGGAACUCACUGCGACUGCGCACGCAGAAGAUAUUAAUCUCUGCGUUCAAGUAAUGUCGUCAUUCAAUGCAUCGAAUCCCUAUUCGAUUUACGGUGUAACAGUCAGCGAAGUGGAGAUCGAUAUAUUAACAGGACAGCAUCUUGUUCAGCGAGUGGAUAUUCUGCAGGAUGUUGGCACCAGCAUGAAUCCUGAUAUUGACAGGGGCCAGGUGGAGGGUGCGAUGGUCAUGGGCAUGGGAUAUUGGACCUCUGAGGAUCUUAUCUACGACCCAAAUACUGGGAUUCUAGCUAACAAUCGAACUUGGAAUUACAAACCACCUGGAGCCAAAGAUAUACCUGUCGAUUUCCGCGUCACGAUGAGGAAGACACUAAAUCCUGUUGGCGUACUCGGCGCGAAAGGAGUUGGUGAACCACCUCUCAGUAUGAGCUACUCCAUCCUCCUGGCUAUAAGACACGCCCUGAAUUCAGCUCGAAAAGACGCAGGUGACAAUGGCGCCUGGUAUCAACUUGAUGGACCAGCGACAACCGAAAAAAUACUCCUGACGAGUCUCACCAGCAAAGACCAGAUGAUUCUAUAGUCCAGGCACAUCUGGAAUUCUCAACUUAUCACAUGUUUUAUCAAAUAGAAUAUUGAAUUCGAAGUUAAUCAGUAUUAAUAAUAUAGUACAGAUAAUAGGGGAAUGAAUAAAAGUUCAAUAACAGUUCAAUGCCGAUAAUUUUGUAGUGAAUUGAAUAAAAGGAUUUGAUGUAAUCAAUUAUCAAUAUUAUCGAUAGGAUGAAAUUCUCGGGGUAUAGAACGUGGAAAAAUCAUGGCAAUUGCAGUUUUGAUUUGUCAUUACAA